This is a messenger RNA of Thalassophryne amazonica, 7472 nucleotides long. RefSeq names its product glutamate receptor ionotropic, NMDA 2B-like. The transcript is spliced from 16 exons. Gene Ontology annotation, biological process: long-term synaptic potentiation; synaptic transmission, glutamatergic; excitatory postsynaptic potential. Gene Ontology annotation, molecular function: transmitter-gated monoatomic ion channel activity involved in regulation of postsynaptic membrane potential; NMDA glutamate receptor activity. The coding region runs from base 247 to 5382 and encodes 1711 amino acids. Lineage: Eukaryota; Metazoa; Chordata; Actinopteri; Batrachoidiformes; Batrachoididae. The record is from RefSeq and is a predicted model, not a curated record. Gene Ontology annotation, cellular component: plasma membrane; postsynaptic density membrane; postsynaptic membrane.
CGUCUGCAAUAACAGACCGGCAGACGUCAGUGAAAAAAGCUGCACCAAACAUCUCUUUGGAGGAGCCAACGGGAGAGAGGAAGCGAAGCUGCUCCUGUGGAGUACAAUUACCUCAAAAUCACUCCUUUACCCUCCUGGACCCAUCGCGGAUUUUCCCCUAAAGCUGCUUUCCUUCCUCAGUCUGAGGCUAUGAGAGGGAGUGAGGAGUCCCAGGCUGCACCAUCAUGCUACUUCUGAGAAGCUGGGAUGAGACUUCGGCUGGCAAAACUCAAGGUAUUACUCGCCCACUCCUCCACCAUGCCUUUCUACUGCUGCUGCAGCCCUUUGUCCUCUCAUGGCAAUACUGGGGCUUUCACCAACCUCUCAGCUCCCCAAGAGCAAGUCAGGCGAGCCCAGCCCCGACAUCAGCCCUCACCUCCAUCACUCCACCGCCUCUCUCUUCUUCUGCUGCUGCUCAGUUUGUUCAUCCCGCUAUCGGUCUGCUACUCAAGGAGAGACAAGGGCGGGGGAGGCGGUGGCCACUUUAUCCCCAUCCCUCAGUCCCCUCCUCAUCACCUGGGUCUGCCCAGUUUUCUGCGUGGACUCAGCAUCGCUGUGGUCCUGGUGGGCAACUCCAGCGAGGUGGCACUGGCUGGGGCCCGGGAGAAGGAGGACUUCCUCCAUAUGGCACCCAGCGUGGAGGUGCUGACCAUGAAUGAGACAGACCCGAAGAGCAUCAUUAAGAGCAUCUGUGACCUCAUGACGGAGCAUUGGCUGCAGGGUGUUGUGUUUGGGGACGACACUGACCAAGAGGCCAUCGCCCAGAUCCUAGACUUCAUCUCAGCCCAGACCCACAUCCCUAUCCUUGGAGUGCGGGGAGGCUCAUCUAUGAUCAUGGCUGCCAAGGAUGACCACUCCAUGUUCUUUCAAUUUGGUCCUUCCAUCGAGCAGCAGGCUUCUGUCAUACUGAACAUCAUGGAGGAAUAUGACUGGUACAUCUUCUCCAUCGUCACCACCUACUAUCCAGGUUACCAGGAUUUUGUCACAAAGAUUCGAAGCACCAUUGAGAACAGCUUCGUUGGCUGGGAACUGGAAGAGGUUUUACUACUUGACAUGUCUGUAGAUGAUGGUGAUUCAAAGAUUCAGAACCAGCUGAAGAAGUUGCAGAGCCCCGUCAUACUGCUCUACUGCACAAAAGAGGAGGCCAACACUAUCUUUGAGGUGGCCCACUCUGUCGGUAUCACUGGCUAUGGCUACACAUGGAUAGUGCCCUCGCUGGUGGCUGGCGACACUGUUGUUGUACCUGCAGAGUUUCCUACAGGUCUGCUCUCUGUGUCCUAUGAUGAGUGGGAUUAUGGUCUAGAAGCCCGCGUACGUGACGGCGUGGCAAUAAUCACUAUGGCAACAUCCACCAUGAUGAUGGAUCGUGGGCCCCAAACCGUGUUGAAGUCUGAGUGCCAUGGAGCUCCUGACAAGAAGAACUCAAUCUCAAGCAACAACAAUGAAGUGCUCAGGUACCUGAUGAAUGUGACUUUUGAGGGCCGUAAUCUGUCGUUCAGUGAGGACGGAUACCAGAUGCACCCCAAGCUGGUCAUCAUUCUGCUCAACAAAGAACGGCAGUGGGACAGGGUGGGUAAGUGGGAGAACGGUUCCCUUUCCAUGAAGUACCAUGUGUGGCCUCGUUACGAGCUAUAUGGGGGGGCAGCAACCAGGGAGGAUGACCACCUGUCCAUCGUGACAUUGGAGGAGGCGCCGUUUGUCAUUGUGGAGGACGUGGACCCGCUCAGUGGGACCUGUAUGAGAAACACUGUCCCCUGCCGGAAACAGAUCAAAAAUGUGAAUCACACAAAGGAGACAGGAAUCUACAUUAAACGUUGCUGUAAAGGUUUCUGCAUUGACAUACUAAAGAAGAUAGCUAAAUCAGUGAAAUUCACCUAUGACCUGUACCUGGUCACAAAUGGCAAACAUGGGAAGAAGAUCAAUGGAACAUGGAAUGGCAUGGUGGGAGAGGUGGUGGUUAAAAAUGCACACAUGGCUGUAGGCUCCCUGACCAUUAACGAGGAAAGGUCAGAGGUCAUCGACUUUUCCGUUCCAUUCAUCGAGACGGGGAUCAGUGUGAUGGUGUCCCGAAGCAAUGGCACUGUUUCACCUUCGGCCUUCUUAGAGCCCUUCAGUGCGGAUGUGUGGGUGAUGAUGUUCGUGAUGCUGUUGCUGGUGUCAGCAGUGGCUGUGUUUGUGUUCGAGUACUUCAGUCCCGUGGGCUACAACCGCUGUCUGGCUGAUGGCAAAGAACCUCAUGGUCCAUCCUUCACUAUCGGUAAAGCCAUUUGGCUGCUGUGGGGUUUGGUCUUCAACAACUCUGUGCCAGUGCAAAACCCUAAAGGCACCACCAGCAAAAUUAUGGUCUCUGUUUGGGCCUUCUUUGCUGUCAUUUUCCUGGCCUCCUACACUGCCAACCUGGCUGCUUUCAUGAUCCAGGAGGAAUACGUGGACCAAGUAUCUGGCCUCUCUGACAAAAAGUUUCAGAGUCCCAAUGACUUCUCACCUCCAUUUCGCUUUGGUACUGUCCCAAAUGGGAGCACAGAGAGAAACAUAAGGAACAACUACCCAGAAAUGCACUCUUACAUGACCAAGUUCCAUCAGAGGAACGUCAACGAGGCUCUGCAGAGUCUCAAGUCCGGCAAACUAGAUGCUUUCAUUUACGAUGCAGCCGUACUCAACUACAUGGCUGGCAGGGAUGAAGGCUGUAAGCUGGUCACCAUUGGUAGUGGCUAUAUUUUCGCCACCACAGGCUACGGCAUCGCCAUCCAGAAGGAGUCGCUCUGGAAGAGGCACGUGGACCUGGCAAUCCUGCAGCUCUUUGGAGACGGUGAGAUGGAGGAGCUGGAGUCCCUGUGGCUGACGGGGAUUUGCCACCACGAGAAGAACGAGGUGAUGUCCAGCCAGCUGGAUGUGGAUAACAUGGCUGGUGUCUUCUACAUGCUUGGCGCUGCCAUGGCCCUCUCACUCAUCACCUUCAUCUGCGAGCACUGGUUCUACUGGCAGCUGCGCUUCUGCUUUAUGGGUGUCUGCUCCGGCCAGCCUGGAUUUGUCUUCUCCAUCAGCAGGGGCAUCUUCAGCUGUAUCCACGGAGUACAUAUUGAGAUGAAAAACAGCUCAGAGAUGAACUCCCCAUCAGCCACCAUGAACAACACUCAUUCCAACAUUAUGCGCCUCUUGCGCACCGCCAAGAACAUGGCAUCCCUUUCAGGGGCAAACGGCUCACCGCACAGUGCUAUGGACUUCAUUCGUCGUGAAUCCUCUGUUUAUGACAUUUCUGAACACCGGCGGAGCCUUGCAGGCCAUUCGGACUGCAAGCCGCCAUACCUCUCAGAAGACAUGUUCGGUGACUACAUCAGCGAGGUGGAGAGGACGUUUGGAAACCUUCACCUAAAGGACAGUAAUCUGUAUCAGGAUCACUACUUGCACCAUCACACUGGUUCAACGUUAGGGCUCAAUGGGCCUCCUCCCAACAGACCGCAUAGUUUGGGCAGUGCCAGCUCUCUGGAAGGUGGCAUGUUUGACUGCGACAGCCUGGGUGGAGGGGUGGCUCCCAUUUUUACCACUCAGCCUUGCUCAGCACUGACCCACAGGAACAUGAGUAAGUUUGACCUCCUGUCUGGACAAACUCCUCCCUCAGGCCAGGGCUUCAAGGGAGGUCUGCCUGACCUCUACGGGAAAUUUUCCUUUAAAGGAGGUGCUUCAAGUUCCACCUAUAUCCCCGGGCAUAGUUAUUGUGGUGGGAGAGGAGAUGACGAUGGAAAUAUACGCUCAGAUGUCUCUGACAUUUCCACACACACAGUCACUUAUGGUAAUCUGGAGGGAAAUGCCAAGAAACGUAAACAGUACCGCGAUAGCUUGAAAAAGAGGCCGGCCUCUGCCAAGUCCAGACGGGAGCUGGACGAAAUUGAACUGGGCUACAGGAGGAAACCUUACCACAUCAGCCACCACCACUAUCAUGGCCACCGCUCUGCCUCUCCGCCACUUCUGCCAUCUGAGCGUAAGAGAGGAGGCAGCGGAGGAGGAAAUGAUGCAAAUUCAUAUCUCUUCAGAGAAAAGGAGAGCGUGAGGGAUUUUUAUUUGGACCAGUUUCGACCCAAAGAGGGUGUUCCUCAGUGGGAACAUGUGGAUCUUACAGAAGGCUCUGGGAACAGGGAUGGAGUAAUGGGUGUGGGGACCUGCACUGCCCUCGUCCCAGUGGAUGACUUCCUUAAGAGCAAACCCAAAAAAUCAGAUUCAAAGGGUGCAGGAGGAUCUGGCCUGGUAGGUGGAGAAUGGGAGUGCCGGAACUGUCGGGCUAGUGGGGGAGCAGGAGGCAAACAGAUGUCCCUGCAUGGAGGAGGGGGUGGUGGUUAUGGUGGUGGCAUGAGCUGUGGGUCCUCAGGAGUCGGGGGAAACAGUCGGCCCAGUUCUGCAACUUGCAUGCGCUGUGAAGGAUGCAAAAAGACAGGAAAUCUCUAUGAUAUCAGCGAGGACAACAACCACCUCUUGGAACAAAUGGGGGGUGGGCAGGGUGGGGGAGUAGGGGGGUUGGGCGCUGGCCCUCAGUCUCAAUCUCAGGCCCAGCAGCGGAGAAAAGGUGGUGGAUUUGGCAAACCACUAAGACGGCAGCAUUCGUAUGACACAUUUGUUGACCUCCAGAGAGAAGAUUCAGGUGGGAUGACAAGUUUGAUGGGGGAUAUAGGAGGAGGUGGAGGUAUGAGUGGUGCAGGAAUCACAGGGAUGCUGCCUCCACCCAGGAGUGUUAGCUUAAAGGAAAAGGAGCGUUACUUGGAGGGCAGCAGCCCCUUCGCACACAUAUUUGAACGACACGGAGGUUCAGAGAGAGAACGGGAAAGAGACAGGGACCCGUUGUUUUAUGGAGGUGAGACCCAGACGGGACCUGGCUCACCUUUUGGACUGUUCAGAGGGGGUGAGGGCCUCCACCACCACUCCAUUGCAGAGAGAGACAUGAGGGACAAAGAUAUGUCCUUGAUGGAAGGAGGAGGUGGGGCUGCGUUCUCUUUAUCCAAAUCUCUUUACCCAGACCGGGUAAACCAAAACCCCUUUAUUCCCACCUUCGGUGAUGACCAGUGUCUGAUGCAUGGAGCCAAACAAUAUUACAUGAAAAAGCAACAGCAGCAGCAACAAGUUGCCAAAAACAGCCGAAGUGACUUCAGGGGCCAGGUUGGUACGGCAUCCUAUGUGCCAGUGUCUGCCACAUCCGGGGUGGUGUCCAACAUGGCUCCGCGGUUCUCAAAAGAGCUUAGCCUCAGUGGGAUGAACCACCAUGGCUCCAUGCUGGGGGUAGCUCCUCCACGUCCUUUCAAUGGAAGCAAUGGCCAUGUGUAUGAAAAACUCUCCAGCAUUGAGUCUGACGUGUGAGGGAGGGGGGUGAAAAAGAAUGGGCGGAAGAGCGAAUAAUGGUGAGGGUGAAGGAAAACACGAACAGAGGCAUGUACUGUUAGGAGAUCAGGGAUGAUUUUAAAGACACUGACCACACACUGAAACCCACCGAAAGGGCAACACGAGGUAAAAAAUGAGUGAACCAGACUAAUGAUGAAAGACUAAAGGGUGAAAUAAGUAGGGAGGGGAAAGAAAAGGACAUAUUGAUUUUUGGAAAGAAGGAAUAAAAGAAAAUCUAGGUAUAAAUCAGGACACCUGAGGAGGUGGGGGAUAUUAAGCCUCCCUCAGAAACGGCCAAAGCUACUCUUCUUUAAUGCCCGCAAACAUUCAGUUAGCAUUACCCUCAACCUCACGAGCGCACUCAAUACAAGUCCAUCAUUUCAUCCGCCUGUGAGGCAGAAGUCAGUGUGCUCGAUUAUUAUCACACCUCAGUCGCCUCAGUCCUUAGUUGGAUUAUUGGACAUGUGAGCCUGGCGAGAUGUGAUGGCUGUCUGAGAGUUCCUGCUGAGUGCUUAUGAGGAGAGACUGUGAGCGUGGAGAGAGGAAAGAACUGCCCAUCUGCCCCUGUGUCAUGGGAGAAAGAAGACACUGUCACAUUUAUCAGAGCCUCGACACGGGGGAUGACGAGUACUUCACUCCUUUGCUGUACGACAGCCUGGCCUGUCCAUCACUCCAUCCCGCACUCUUCCCACUUUUCUGUUCUCCCUCUCUCCUCUCCGUCUCCAUUCCUCCUCCUCAACCCUAAGGCCAAAACAGCCGGUAUCGUUUGCUGUUAGAACUACAAUCAUGAGUGAUAAGAUAUUCUUAUAGAAAAACAGGGUAUAAGAACACCAAUAACCAAUAACAAUAGCAUUGUGAAUAACAAAUAUGUGGUUGUUGACUAUAAUGCUCCUCUUCUUUUUUUUCCUUUUUUUUUUGUUAUGUUGGUAUAAAACUUUUGCUGCCAUUUUUGUAUCCGUAGUUGCAUCAUUUACGUGCCCCUGGUGGCACUUGGAAGUUCUUAGCUCCAUCGAAAGUUCCAACACCUCUAAGAUAUCUUUUUGUUGACAAGUAUUCAACAUUUAAUCAGCAAACAUGCGCACAGGCAGGUCUGUCGGGCUGAACUUUAUUACUGUGAACAUCUUGUUUCAUCAGCAGCAGCAGACAGUGAGAGGAAGGACAUGCCUUAAUGGUCUCCGCUGGACAUUUCCUCCAGUUUAGAUGUGUUGCUUGUGCAGGGGGUGGCAUCAUUUUAGGUGCCCUGUCCACCUUUAUGAGCCACAACUCCAGUAAAAAUCAACAGCAGACCUAAGUUGCUGUAGGUGUUGAUUUAGAUACAAGGUCAAAAAUACACCAUUAGAGAUGCUUUAUAACUUUGUAAAAUCCUUUCACAUAUCAGGUAUGGGCACUUCAUAACUCAGCCGCAUUUUAGACCACUUGUUUUAUUCAAGUUACAAGAUAACGGUCACCAGGCGCUUUACUGUGUUCUGCCUUGCAGCUCUCAUGACUUUACGCAAGUCUGCAGGUGUUGUGGCGUUCUUUCUUUGGACAUUGUAUAUGGUUAAUAUUUGCAUAUAUGCAGAUGAUGUGGUGCAAAAUGCGUAAGAAAAGUGUUGUUGCACUGGGAUAGAGCUUCAGCUGAGGGGAGUGUCUGCAUGAAAGAGGCAGUUUUAACUGCGACUGAGGCGGUGGUGAGCUGGCGGUCUUAUAAAUGCUUUCCAGUGUUUCAUUUUUAGCUGGAGAGGCCUCAUUUAUUGCACAGGACCUUUACUCAGUUCAGGCUCUAAGUAGACAUGCCUUAUCGUCCCAUAACCUCCUCCACGUCGAGCAGUCAAGUGAUGACUCAUCUUAUUGCUGUACAGAAUAACAAAACCUCUAUUAUUCAUUUUAAAGGCUUGAUCUUUGUUUAGCUAUAGCUAUAGCUCAGAAGUGAAAGGGCUGGUGGAGAUUGCACGGGAGAGCUGGCCUGAGAUCAGAGCUGCCGGAGAAUGUGUACUUUGUCAUUUUGGAGUUUGCUCUCAUACCCUAAUCUCGUGUGUGUGUGUGUGUGUGUGUGUGUGUGUGUGUGUGUGUGUGUGUGUGUGUGUGUG